Molecule: messenger RNA, 684 nt
Organism: Lasiodiplodia theobromae
Lineage: Eukaryota; Fungi; Ascomycota; Dothideomycetes; Botryosphaeriales; Botryosphaeriaceae
Product: Mind kinetochore complex component NNF1
Exons: 3
Coding region: 1-684 (227 amino acids)
Biological process (GO): chromosome segregation
Cellular component (GO): MIS12/MIND type complex
Source: RefSeq, a predicted model, not a curated record
AUGCCGGCCGCUGUCGACGAGCAGCCGAACGGCAGUGCCAACGACCGCUCACCGUCCCCUGCCCGUGCCCCGCCUAUAGCCGACUCGCCCGGGCCGCGCGCGACAGCCCUACAGAACAUCUUCGCGCAAGCCCUCGACGCGACCAUCAAGCGCUGCUCCUACGCCAAUUUCGCCGCCUGCUUCCCGACGCCUGCCCAAUAUGUGCCCGAGAACCUCGAUGCCUUCUGGCGCGACUUUACCGGCCGAGUGGGAGACGCUGCAAGGAACAAUUUUGACCAGAUCCUCGCCUCACGGAAUGUCGUCCAAUCUUUAAACUCUCUCGAUGCUCUUGUUCAGGAUGCCAAGAAACGCAAAGAGCGCGCAGAGGCAGAGGCCAAUGGAGAGACUGUCAAGCCACCUACCCCACCGCAUACACUCCCCGCUGAGACACUCGCCCUCGCCCACCUCCAGCCCUUCCUCUCCGCCCAAUCCGAGACCUUGCAAUCCGAGCUGUCGACCACCCAGAAAGCGAACACCCAGCUACUGUCCGAGAUACAGGCUCAACGUGCUGAGCUAGCGGCCUUGAUGAGCGGUCUUGAGCACGUAGUCAAGGACUUGGAGGGCAGUGUAGACAUGCUGUCUAAAGACGGAGUGCAGUCUCUUACCCAAGAGAUUCUCGACAUUGACGAUGAGCUCGCGGGUUGA